Molecule: messenger RNA, 2929 nt
Organism: Trematomus bernacchii (emerald rockcod)
Lineage: Eukaryota; Metazoa; Chordata; Actinopteri; Perciformes; Nototheniidae
Biological process (GO): negative chemotaxis; negative regulation of axon extension involved in axon guidance; semaphorin-plexin signaling pathway
Molecular function (GO): chemorepellent activity; semaphorin receptor binding
Source: RefSeq, a predicted model, not a curated record
GCGCUGCCUACCGCUGAGAGCUGCUGGAGUCUGAAGAAGUCAGAUGAGUGUUGGACGGUGCAGGUGGAGCAGAGAGCGUCGAGCAGGAUACAAACAGAACAGUUUCUGAUGUAGAUCCUCAUUGUCUCAACUCAUGAGGUGGGCCCCAUUAAGAUGAUCUCCUCCAGCAUCCCUCACCAGUAGCUGUGCAGCAUGGCUUCUGCUCCUCCAUCCAGAGAGGACACCAGCAGAUCAUUAGCCCUGCGCUGGAGGCUAACGCCGACAUAGAUACUCGCCGACUUCAAACUGAGCCGAGCCGCACUCUGCAGGCCUGGUUACACAUCCUGUGAACUGCCUUCUAGAGGAUGACUUGUGCCAGAGCGGCAUAUGUCUAGGACGGCAACAUCAGCACAGUGUAGCAACAUCUGGACUGAGAGCGUGGACCAUGUUUUUUGUCUGAUCCGGUGCUUUGGUGGCAGAGCUGGACGGUGCAGCUCUUCCACACUUGGAUACACCUGGACUCUGAGCCAUGUCUCUUCUCUCAGCUCUGAGCAUCGUCUGUGGAUUGAUGCUCCAUGUUUCAGUUAAUGCACUCGACACUCAAUACUGUGUCCCACGAAAGACUAUCCCCUACCAGAACGAGCUGAAGUUGUUCAGAGAAGAGGGGAUCUUCAACUACUCCACUAUGCUAAUGAGAGACGACCUGGGUGUGCUGCUGCUGGGGGCCAGAGAGGCUGUGUAUGCUCUGGACAUCAACAACAUUUCUGUCCGAAAGGCUGCGGUGUACUGGCGAGUUACAGAGGAGAAACAGAGGGAGUGCACAUACAAAGGAAAACAUGCUGAGGUGGAUUGCCGUAACUACAUUCGAACCCUGCACAGAGUCAAUGACACUACGAUGUAUGUGUGUGGCACGAAUGCUUUUAGCCCCACCUGUGAUUACAUGACGUUUGUUAAAGGACAGCUGAGGCUGGAGGGAAAGCAGGAGGAGGGAAAAGGGAAGUGUCCUUUUGAUCCCUUCCAGAGAUACUCCUCCCUCAUGGUCGGAAAUGACCUGUAUUCUGCGACAUCCAUCAACUUCUUGGGCUCUGAGCCGGUGGUUCUGCGCAGCUCGGACUUGGCUCUCCGCACUGAGUUUAAGAGCUCAUGGCUCAGUGAGCCAAACUUUGUCUACAUGGACUUUGUGGGGGAGAGCUUUAAUAGUCUUGAUGGUGAUGAUGACAAGGUGUACAUGUUCUUCAGUGAGAACGCCAUGGAGUACGACUUCUCCAGCAAAGUCACUGUGUCUCGAGUGGCCCGUGUCUGCAAGGGGGAUAUGGGCGGCCAGCGGACACUGCAGAGGAAAUGGACGUCGUUCCUGAAAGCCCGUCUGGAUUGUUCCCUCCCUGAACCCAGCCUGCCCCCCAUUGUCCAGGAUGUCUUCCUGCUGAAGAACGAGAACUGGAAGGAGAGCGUCUUCUACGCUGUCUUCACUCCGCAGUCGGGCUUGUCCGAGGUAUCUGCGGUAUGUGCAUAUAGUGUGUCUUCCAUUCGAGAUAUUUUCAACGAGGGCAAGUUUAAGACACCUGUCGCUGUGGAGACAUCUCACGUGAAGUGGGUGAUGUACACUGGAGAGGUGCCAGUCCCCAGACCGGGAGCAUGCAUCAAUAGUGUGGCACGUAAAAUGGGCAUGAAUCGCUCUCUGGACCUUCCUGACAAAACCCUCCAGUUCAUCAGGGACCGCCCCCUCAUGGACGAGGCUGUCCAACCGCAGACGGGGGGGCCGCUGCUGGUGAAGAGGGGAGCUUUGCUGACUCGGAUCGUAGUGGACAGUGUGUUGGCGCUGGACCGACAGAGAUAUGCAGUCAUGUUCAUUGGCACUGAAAACGGUUACAUCCAGAAGGCUGUCAACUACGCAGGAGAGAUGUUCAUCAUUGAGGAAAUUCAACUGUACAAAACCUCGGUGCCUAUCAGCACCCUGCGCCUCUCAUCCAGCAAGGGCCAACUGUAUGCAGGUUCAGAGUUUGGUGCCAUCCAGAUGCCGGUCAGUAACUGCAGCCGCUAUGAGACUUGUGUGGACUGCAUCCUGGCCCGGGACCCUUACUGUGCCUGGGACUUGCCAGAAGAGCAUUGCUGCUCAGUCGACAGUGUGUCCUACAUUGAAACUGCAAUACAGAGUCUGAAGGAGGGAGACCUCUCUCAAUGUUCUCCUCCAGAUCCAGUGGCAGCCGUGGACUUUACCCUGGUUCCAGGAAACAACAUCCAGCUGCCGUGCCAGCUCCACUCCAACUUGGCGCAGGUCGUGUGGCGAUUCGCUCACCAUACACUUCACUCCGACAACAAAUACUACAUCUACAGCCGGGGCCUCCUCGUCCUGCAGGCCUCUGAAUCGGACGCGGGCCUGUACACAUGUGACUCAGUAGAGCUGAUCAAUGGGAGACCAUACAACCGGACUGUGGCGGUUUAUCAGUUGCAGCUCCACUCUGAUGCAGGAGUGGGGGAGAGCUCUACUCCUAGCAAUGAGGUGACAGAUUCCUCAUCCUCUAUUUACAAUGUGAUUACGGCUGCACCGGAGCCAAACUCGGGCAUGGAGGACCCGUUGACCCCGCAGAACCAAAGCGAGACCAGCAAGGUGACUGGUUUAGAGGUGGCCGUGGCUCUGCUGUCACUGCUCUGUCUCUGCCUGAUGGGGGUCAUAUUUUGCAUCUGGAAUCAGGGACGUUUUGGAUGCUUCAAUUUUGCGAAGCGCCCAAGUGAAAGCGAGGUGAAAAGGCAGUCAGCCGAAUACAUGCACAUCCCCAGCAGAACUUCAGAGAUUAAGCUCCUGGGGCCUGAGUCUGGGAGACCUUGCAGUGCCAAUAAUAAUCACUCUGUUGUUGACUUCAAAGGCAACGGGGAGCACCACUUCACGCCUAUGGCCAACAUUUCAAGUCUGGAUGGUCUGGGAUACAUAAAUGAUGAGUCAGAGAUUUGA